UCUCACUCCAUCUCCCUUUUUUCUUUUCUCUUUCUUUCUUAUGUUUUUAUUGUUGGAACCUUUAUCAUGAGCAACAUUCCCUCUUCUCUCACAGACUCCUCUCUUACCCUCUUCAAUCUCGCCAUUUCUUCUUCUGAUCCUUGGCCUUUUUCUCCUGUUUUCUCAUAGCCUUGAUUUCCUCUAAUAUUCGCUUUCAUUUUUUUUUUUUUUCAUUUUUGGGUUUCUUGUAUUCAUAUUGAAAUGGGAAGCGGAAUCAAACAACAACAACAACAACAACACCACCACCACCACCACAGCCUGAAUUUUCAUAUUCACUUUCCUCAUGGGAAGAAAGAUGAUGAAUUGAGAGAAAUUCCUAAGGGAUGUUUAGCGGUGAAGGUGGGUCAUGAAGGUGAAGAGCAACACAAGUUUGUGAUCCCAGUGAUGUAUAUAAACCAUCCAUUGUUCAUUCAGUUGCUCAACGAAGCUGAAGAAGAAUAUGGGUUUGAUCAAAAAGGUCUCAUCACCAUUCCUUGUCAUGUUGAGGAGUUUCGUAAUGUUCAGGGCUUGAUUGAUAAGGACAAGUCCAUUCAUCACCACCACCAUCUUCAUCAUAUUUGCUGUUUCCAUUAGAAGAAUACAAAUUAAUGUUACAUUUAAUUAUGUAUAUAAAUUAUUCUAUAUUCUAUCAUAAUAUAUACUAAGAUUAUUGGUUUGUCGACGAAAUGAUAAUUGUAUUAAAUGAAAAAAUUAUCAAGAGUGAGUUUGUCAUUUUA
This is a messenger RNA of Mangifera indica (mango), 755 nucleotides long. Its product is annotated as auxin-responsive protein SAUR32-like. The record is from RefSeq and is a predicted model, not a curated record. Gene Ontology annotation, biological process: response to auxin. Bases 241 to 612 code for a protein of 123 amino acids. NCBI's taxonomy places the organism in Eukaryota, Viridiplantae, Streptophyta, Magnoliopsida, Sapindales, Anacardiaceae. The transcript has a single exon.